Messenger RNA from Penicillium robsamsonii, 825 nucleotides. RefSeq names its product Saf4/Yju2 family protein. Gene Ontology annotation, cellular component: U2-type catalytic step 1 spliceosome. Lineage: Eukaryota; Fungi; Ascomycota; Eurotiomycetes; Eurotiales; Aspergillaceae. Bases 1 to 825 code for a protein of 274 amino acids. Gene Ontology annotation, biological process: mRNA splicing, via spliceosome. The record is from RefSeq and is a predicted model, not a curated record. The transcript has 2 exons.
AUGGCUGAACGCAAGGUUCUAUCAAAGUACUAUCCGCCGGAUUUCGAUCCAUCGGCGAUCGAGCGCUCGUCCAAGCGCUCUCGCAAGGAUGGCAACGAGCCCAAGCUUUCUGCAAGUCGUCUCAUGACACCCUUCUCGAUGAAAUGUACCCACUGUGGUGAGUACAUUCCGAAGGGUCGCAAAUUCAACGCCCGCAAGGAAACUCUCGAGGAGCGAUACCUUUCGGUGCAAAUCUUCCGUUUCUACAUCCGCUGCACCCGCUGCAGUGGCGAGAUCACCUUCCGUACCGACCCCAAGAACAAUGACUACCAGUGUGAACGCGGUGCCAAGCGCAACUUCGAAGUCUGGCGCGACAACACAGACGAGAAGUACAACGACGAAACCGAGGAGCAGACUCUCGACAGACUUGAGAAACAGCAUGGCGAGAAGGAGGAGCAGAUGGAACGCGACAAGAUGGCCGAACUCGAGGACAAGAUGCUUGACUCCAAGCGCGAGAUGAAGGUUGCCGACGCCCUCGACGAGAUCCGCACCCGCAACGCCCGUAUCGAGCGCAAGGAAGCCGGUGGCGCCGACGCUGCUCUUGCUACCGUCCAGGACGAAAUCAACGAGGAGACCCUCCGAGCUGAGCGAGAGGCCGCUGCUGACGCUGAGGCUAUUCGCAAGUUGUUCCAGGAGAAAAAGCGUGCUGCACGCGCGGCUGCCAUUGAGGAAGAGUUGAACCGACCCAAGGAGCCGCUCACGGACCCUGACUUCUGGAAGCCUCGCAAGCGACGUGCCCGUCCCGACCCCUAUGGCCUCCGCAAGACGAAGCCACGCCUGGUCUAA